Betta splendens (Siamese fighting fish) is the source of this 3257-nucleotide messenger RNA. RefSeq names its product chromosome 11 C6orf62 homolog (gene c11h6orf62). The record is from RefSeq and is a predicted model, not a curated record. The transcript has 5 exons. Lineage: Eukaryota; Metazoa; Chordata; Actinopteri; Anabantiformes; Osphronemidae. Bases 1399 to 2091 code for a protein of 230 amino acids.
GGGAGGCUGUGGAUCGACGAGCCUGCGUGUGCCAUUAUUAGCGACCCAAAAACACGCACAAAGAAACCAGACGGAAAAACGUUGGACGACACGCCGUUAAAUAUGGGCCCACCGGGAGACAGAACACAGCACGUGUCGACUGAAAGAACGGAGGAUUUCAGCUGGAUUGUCGAUUUAUCUUGACAUGGCAUGCUGCAGGGCGAGUCUGAGAUUGUGACGACUGAAGAAAAGAAGAGAAAGAAAACAAGCGCAGAAAACAUCUCGAAACUCCAGACGUGGGGAGAUUUUCUAAAGCUAACGCUUAUUCCGCCAUUCAACGUGUAUCGUUGGUCGGGCCACUGAUUCCCUGGUUCUUUUUUGUCGAUGGUUUUGCGGAGAAAAACACAGAAGCCAAUAAUACCUAGCUAAAAUGCUGAGCCUAAGCAAAUCCAGUUAGUCAGUCAACCCCGCAGGUCCAAGCGAGAAUAUGUAAACUCGUGAAAAGAUGACUGCACGCUAGCUAGUCAGCCGCAUAAGGCCUCAGUUAAGCCAGUCACUCGGAAGAUAAGAUGUAGCUUUAUCGCUGGUUCACUACUAGUUAGUGUCGGAAGUGAAAGCCUAGUUUAGCUUGCUAGCUCACCUUAGCUAGUGUGCUAAAAAUACACCCACACCAUGACUAUCAGCAGUGGCAGCACCGCGGGCCGUGAAUGGCAGUAAAAGUUAAGGAAAUGUCAAGUUACCUCUGCAGUAGACGUCUAUGUUACCCGGUGCCAACAUCUCCUGGCAUCUAUAUUUACCUGCCAUGUUCGUCUGUCCCCCCGACCUGUCAGUAACACGCACAUAACGCAGUCUCUACAGAGAAACGCACUCAGAACGACAGCCAUGGAUGAGGGACUCUGAAAUGACCCAACUAAUAGAUUAUCUGUCUGCUCGUUAGUCUGUAGUCUUCAAAUUUAAUAGCAAAUACACAUUAACGCUAUGGGUUUUUAUAGUCGCAGCUGCUUCUGUUGAUUUCACUAACAUUCACAGAAGAAAGGUCAUUUUGAGUUGCUCUUUUAUUUAAAUCUCCAUUGUAAUGCAUUGUUGAUGGCAGUUUGAAAAAAAGGCCAAUUUAUUAUUUAAGUUAUGUCUUAAACCAUGGAUUUCUGAACAGGAGAUGUAGUCUUAUUUGUUGGUCAUUCCCCUCCUCAAGACUGCACUUUCACAGAGAAAUAAAAAUGACUUAGUUUUACUUCUGAUUUGUUGAACCUGUCAGUCGGUAGUUAUUGGGUAUUUCACAGAUCUAGCCUAGAGUCAGUUGAUGUGUUUAUUCUGCAUCGGGUAACUAGCGCCAUCCUCUAGCCAGUGUAUGAAUACAAAAGUAGAGAGUGUAGCCAAAAUAUUCUGCUCAAGAGAAGACAAUACCAUCAAAAUCUAACCAUGGGGGACCCAACUUCACGAAGAAAUCAAACAAGAAAUCGACUUCGAGCUCAACUUCGGAAGAAGAGGGAAUCUUUGGCUGAUCAGUUUGACUUCAAGAUUUAUAUAGCCUUCGUUUUCAAAGAAAAGACGAAGAAGUCAGCACUUUUUGAGGUAGCUGAAGUGGUGCCAGUGAUGACCAACAACUAUGAAGAAAACAUCCUCCGAGGUGUGCAGGAUUCCAGCUACUCUCUUGAGAGUUCAAUAGAACUCCUGCAGAAAGACAUUGUGCAACUACACGCCCCCCGAUACCAGUCAAUGCGAAGGGAUGUGAUAGGCUGCACACAGGAGAUGGACUUCAUUCUUUGGCCACGCAACGAUAUCGAGAAGAUCGUCUGUCUUUUGUUCUCCAGAUGGAAGGGGGCAGAUGAUGAACCCUUUAGGCCUGUUCAGGCCAAGUUUGAGUUUCAUCAUGGAGACUACGAGAAGCAGUUCUUGCAUGCUUUGGGUCGUAAAGACAAGGCUGGAAUGGUCAUGAACAACCCAACUCAGUCUGUAUUUCUCUUUAUGGAUAGACAGCACUUACAGACUCCUAAAACCAAGGCCACAGUUUUCAAGUUGUGCAGCCUCUGCCUGUACUUACCCCAGGACCAGCUGACCUGCUGGGGUGUGGGAGACAUUGAGGAUCACCUCCGCCCAUACAUGCCUGAUUAGGGUCUCCUCAGUCACCCAACCACAUAGGGAAAGCCCUACCCCACCAUCCUGCCUAAGCCUUCAGAAGCAAAUUGAUGUACUCAUCUCCACCUGGUUCCUUUUAAAAGAUUUGAACUUGUGCUUGGAUCUGUCCUUUUUUCGUUACCUACUUGUUCUCCUCCUCCCAACCUGAAGCUGAUUCAGUUCCCAUCCUUGUUUUUUUCCCCCUCAUCUUCCCAGUGUCCCCACCUCUUCUCUUUGCCAUUUUUGGAUUGGUUCCUGUUUUUCCUUUCUCCCUCUUUAUUCAUUCCUACUCACUCAUCCGUUUUUUUGUUUAUUUGAACCUGCACGAACAUUGAUUUUGAGUGGUUGGUUGUUCUCUUGGAGCUGCACUGUCAACAGCACCGGUCAUUGAAGGAACUCUUUAUGUUGCAUCAAAACAGGAACAAACAAUACACAGGUCUUCACAGUGAUUCUCAGAUGGACGUGUAUUAUAUCCUUGUCAAAAAAGGGAUUAUUAAAGCCUGGUUGUAAUCUGAAGGGGGUUUUAGAACAACUUUACACAAUCUUUUGACCAAGGACAGGUGUGAAUAGGUGGUAAAACACCUGUGUAAGCAAAGGUAACAAGAUGAACAAUAUUUGUCAAAUCAUAUGGUGUAGGUAUUGCUUCUUAUGAACCGCCUUAGUUUUUUUGCUGAACUUUUAAAAGAUGUUUUGGUGUCAUUUGCUUUCCUCAGACAUGCUAGGCAGGCCUUUGCUUCAUGUUCAAGAGACGUGAAAGGCUUUGUAUUCAAAGUUGAGAAAUUUUGUUGAAGGCCAUUGUCACCGUUCAAGCUGUUCAUGCAAUGUUCAUUUAAGCUAAUGAAAUCCUUUUAUUUUUUGGCUGUGGGUUUAAAUUGAAAUGGUGACAGAUUUAAUGUGUAACAGACCUAACAAAAGUUGCUGAUAGCUCAACUGAUUUUUGUUUAAUUUGACCUACUAAAACAAAGCUUUGCUACCAUGCUCUUUGAAAUUGGGUUUUGCAAGCUUGUCAAAGGAUAUAAAGUACAUAUAAUUUAGCUCAUUGAUUCAGUGUGUUCAGUUGAAAGGGUGUAGGGUGUGUAACUUCUAGGUUUUCUUUCUGUUAAUGAUUCUCAGAUCAAUUCUGCUCUGCAUAUCCCAAUACAGUACAAAUUCUGCAAACAUGA